AUGUGCGACAUCAACAUCAUCAUGCCUCAAGGUAGGAUAGGGAGGAUCACCAGGGCAGACCUUCGUCAGGCUUUGGAAGUCCCCCAGUAUAACCUGAGGGGUCCCCAGGGCUCCUGGUCCAGCCGCAGGGAGCCCCACACCCCCAGGCCCCGUCUGAGCCCAGCCCAGGUUAGAGAGCUCCUGAUCCUGCUGGACCCAGAGCACACUGGGGUCAUCACUCAGCCUAGCCUGGAGCUGCUCAAACCCAGGAGGGUGCACUCUUCCCCGGGGAGGGAGACACUACACACCCCUACUGGAGGAUGGAAGGAGGAGAUCAUGGAGGAUGCGGCUCAGGUGAAGGGCUUGCUGCGUGAUAAGCUGAGUGAUCAGAUAGGUCCCAUGCUGGAGGCUUUAGGGGACUGUGACCCUCGAGAGACAGGAUCUGUUCGCAAUGAAGACCUGAGAAGGAUCAUACAAUGUUAUGGCCUGCCCCUCUCACACACACACUUCAACAAGCUGUGUGAGGCUGGUUUAGACCCAGGGUCAUGCAGGGUCAGGUACAGACAGUUCCUCAGGGCCCUGGGCCUGCCUACAGGAGAGACACAGACAGGCACUAUACACUACCCCCGCAAGGGCUCUGGCAGACUGAACUAUCAAGCCCAGAAUGCCUUGGUGAACAACAAGCCAGUGCAUUCCCCCAGCGCCACUGUGGGGGGUCCAAGGGUUCGCAUGGUGGAGAACAUUAUGUUCAGGAAGCUCAAAGAGAGGCUGGACCACAGACAUGUUACCCUCAACGACCAUAUCCAGGCAAUGGCCAGAAGCUCAGACGGAAUGCUGUCGUUGAGAGAUCUAAAGAAGAUACUGGAUGAGAGCUGGAUCACCUUGGAUGAGAAGCAGUUCCGCAAGCUCAACGUAUCGCUUGGUUUCAAAGACGGAAAAAUGUCCUGUUCGGCUUUCCUGGAUAAGUAUGAUGAGCACCAGGCCAGAGAGCAGAACCAGGCCUCGGGGGGUAACCAUGGUAACCUACGGGCUAAGCCACGCCUCCUGACAGCGGAGGACUGCCUCGGUGUGAUCAAAGAGAAGAUCGAAAACAUCCACGGGGACAUCCUGUCAGCGUUCCGUGUGAUGGAUCAGAACUGUGACAGGGUGGUGGACAGGCAUGACUUCAGAGAGCUGUAUGACAGUCUGGGCCUGGUCACCAAGGAGAGGGAGUACCAGCGCCUGCUGCAGCUGCUGGGCCUGCAGCCUGGAGCCAACCUCAACUACCCAGAGUUCUUCACCCUCGUCCAAUCCAGCGGCAAGACCCGCAGGCAGAAUUUCAAGCCAGCCAAUGGGCCAGACCAACUGCAUGACCACUUGGUGUCCAACGCACGCCACAGAUGGACUGCUAUGUCAAAGGUGAUUUGUCGUUUUGAUGAAAAUGGUCAGGGUCUGGUCUUUAAGAAGGACCUCAGGAGUCUCCUCUAUACCUACGACCUCCCCAUCAGUCCUAAUGAGUUUGAGGAACUGUGGGCCAGGUAUGAUGGAGAAGGGCGUGGCUACCUCACCUGUGCUGCGUUCCUGGAGAAGCUGGGUGUGGAUCAACAGGAGGUGGGACAUGUGAGGAAGGAUGCAGACACCACUCCCACAGAUGGUCUCCCUGCAGGGGCUACGCUUCAGGACGUUGAGCGCUUGGUGCAGGGUAACUGUGAGGGGUUGAGCAGUGCUCUGACCCGCCUGGAUAAGAAGAGAGAGGGCCUAGUCAGGGUGGAGGACCUACAGAGUCUGCUCCAGAGAUACAACUGUCCCCUACACAGACACCAACUCACCCACCUCCUACACACACUCAAGGUUCCAAUGGACAGUGAGGACAGGACGUUGUCAUACGUGGACUUCCUGAAGGCGUUUGACCACGUGACAGGGAAGGGGUGUGAGCACCCCCCUAGGCCCUGUGGAUCCCCUGACCCAGCCGAGAGUCUGGAGUGGCUCAGUCCUGAAAGAGCUGCUGGUAGGAUACGGGAACUGGUCACUGCAUCGAUGGAUAUACUCCACAAGGCCUUCUCUGCCUUCGACAGGAGUGGGAACGGGACAGUCACCCCUCUGGAGUUCCGGCGGGUGCUGGACCAUUUUUGUGCCCGCCUCUCGGACCCCCAGUUCAGAUUCCUGCUCGACAGAAUGAAGCUGAACUGGGAGAACCACACGGUGUACUGGAGAGACUUCCUCAACCAGUUCAACCUAUGCAACCUGGACGCCUGUGCAUGUGCAUCUGUUUUUAUUUGUUGCGUGUGUAUGCAUCUGUGUGUGCAGACCCCUGAGGAUUGGUCAGACAGAGUGGGUAAGGCAGGUUUCCCCGCCCAGCCCCAGCCUCUGCAAAUCAGUGAGGAAGUUGUCUCCGCCUGCCUGUACACCAUCACCAAGGAGAUAGUGGACCUAGAACACACCCAUAAUGACACCAUCUCUAAAGAGGACUUCAGAAUGAUGUGUGACCGCCAUUUCAUGAGGCUCACCAGUGACCAGUUCGAGAGGGUGUGGGAGAAGCUGCCAGUGAAUGUGCUGGGGGAUCUGGAGUACAGGGAGUUCCUGAAGCACGCCAGUGGAGCUGUUGCGAUAAGGGACAAGACCACAGACCCAGAGGACAUCAGUCCCCUGAAAUCUGCAUCACCACCAUCCCCUGGGCUCAUAGAUAUGUCACCAUCACCACCAUCCCCUGGGGCCAUAGAUAGGAUGUCAUCCUCCCCACCAGCUCUACAGAGACCAAAGACUACAGGCAGCAACCUCCAACGCUCAAAGUCGGAGGUGGGUGUGUCCAGCAGGGCCAGACGUCCGUCCACGGCUGGGAGAGAGAAGGAGGGCCCCCUGGUGGACUGUGAGGAGGUGGAGAGGAGGCUGAAGGGGGAGGUGCAGCGCUGCUGGAGGGACAUUCAGAGGAGGUGCAGGGAGGAGGACAGAGAGAGAGACGGAGAGAUCAGCACACGCUGCUUCCUGGACAUCCUGCAAAGCCUCAAUGUUAGUGUGACCCAGAAGGAGCUUGAUCGUCUGGCCGUAAAGUUCGACAUGAGGGACAGUGGGCGCGUCUCAUAUCUUGACUUCCUACGUCACUUCCUCCUCAACUUGAAACCGCCAGCAGUCAGACAGCCCUUUGAGCGGCCCAAACUACCUCUCCCCACUACACCGAUGAGUGGGGGUAUUCUCAGUAGACAGUGUGUGGAAGCCAUGCUGAGACUCUAUGGCCCGGUCCAGCAGUUCUGGCGCUCCUUGAGGCAAAACUUUGUUACCUUCGACCACAACCGCAGUGGCAAAAUCUCUAUCAAGGAAUUCAGAAAGGUACUAAGGCAGUUCAGAGUGAACCUAUCUGAGGAGGAAUUCUUCCACCUCACCUCUUUCUUUGACAAGAACACUACGGGGAAGAUCUCCUACAAUGACUUCCUACAGGGCUUCCUACACUGACCUCUAACCUCUGCUCUCUAACUAUGGCCCUACUGUAGGCUCCUGUGAAGGUUUAGCUAGUUAUCACUGAUAAAUCAGUCCAUAUUGAUCACUAUAAUUGCACUGCACCACUGAGUGAAGGAGGGAUACACAGAAUUAUUACAAAAUCAUGUCAUGUAAAUUAAAACAUAUUAAGUGAUGUAUUAUAUAAAAUAUGCAUUUGAGGGUUUUCUCCCAAUAUCUUCCCCUGGCAUGUCUACAUCUUUUUCUCCCUCUAGCAUACCGAUUUAUCUCUCCGCUGUAUGACUUUAUGAUACUGAUUGCUUUCCGAACCAAACCCAACCAAAUAAAGUGCUUUUGAAUGAUGUACGGAUGCUGCAACACGCAGGGGGACUGUCUUUGUUCCCAUCUGACGGGAAACGAAAUGGAUGACAAGGAGAAGGAGAGGGCGUUUGUCAUUCAUGAGAUAGACGGCAUCACCGUUGCAAGACAGAACCCAGAGAGAGAGAGAGAGAGAGAGAGAGAGAUCAUUAUCUAAAUAAUCUACAGAAAAAUGGAGAGAGUGAACAACCGAAAGGGCCAAUGGAGAUGGAGUGUGAGACCAUGGAAAGAUAGAGGGAGGGAUAGAAGGAAAAUAAAGAGAGAGAGAGGAGAUGGG
This is a messenger RNA of Oncorhynchus tshawytscha (Chinook salmon), 4042 nucleotides long. Its product is annotated as EF-hand calcium-binding domain-containing protein 6. The transcript is spliced from 20 exons. Gene Ontology annotation, molecular function: calcium ion binding. Bases 1 to 3405 code for a protein of 1134 amino acids. The record is from RefSeq and is a predicted model, not a curated record. Gene Ontology annotation, cellular component: nucleoplasm. Lineage: Eukaryota; Metazoa; Chordata; Actinopteri; Salmoniformes; Salmonidae.